UUUCGAUGCCUACAGACCUUUUCUCAAAAUGCCCAAUUUUUAUCAUACAAUUUAUUUCAAAAUUACUGCUUUCUAUUUUAAUUGGUCGUGCUCGCCUAAGUUUAGCAGUUAUUAUCAUACGUGGCAUGUCAAUUGUUUAGGAUGGUACACUGUGAAUAUUGUUCUGAAUCUAACUUUAACCAAUCUGCAAAUUUCUUGCAGAUUCAUUGGCCAUUCAGAUUGAAGAAAGGGACCAGCCCAAGUGGAGAAAAUGUGAUACCAUCAGACAUCCGCAGCACUUGGGCCGCAAUGGAGAAGCUGUACGAUUCAGGCAAAGCCAAAGCCAUUGGUGUGAGCAAUUUCUCUUGCAAGAAAUUGAAGGAUCUGCUUGAUAUUGCUCGUGUUCCUCCAGCUGUUAAUCAGGUCGAAUGCCACCCCAGUUGGCAACAAAAGAAGCUCAGAUCAUUCUGUGACUCCAAGGGCAUUCACAUCAGUGCGUAUCGUCCGUUAGGCCCUCGAGCAUCAGAAGGGUUCAGCAACAAUCUCCAAUCACACCCAAUUAUCACCGAGAUUGCUGAAAAACUAGGCAAAAGUCCCGCCCAGGUUAUUCUGCGCUGGGGGAUUCAAAUGGGUCACAGCGUGCUACCUAAAAGCACAAAUGAAGGCAGAUUAAAGACAAAUCUUGAUAUAUUCGAUUGGUCGAUACCUGCAGACUUGUUUGUUAAGUUGGAAGAUAUUGAACAGGCAAAGCUAGUAACAGGCCAAAUCUUUGUUAGUCCUGACGGGAUCUGCAAGAGCGAGGAGGAGGUCUGGGAUGGAGAAAUAUGAACGAAGUAACACCAUCAACGUACUAAGUGUACUGAGUCUUUUCUAUAAGUGGAGACUGCGUGUGGGGCGUUUUAAAUAGAAAAAUAAAUGAAAAAAAGAUCUAAGUAUCACGUUUCAGUUUCCUAGUUCUCUCCAAUUUGUUGAUGUUCAUCGUGCGUUAUUGUAGACGUCAAAAAUGCUUACAGACAUCCAAAUAUCACUCAAGACAAAGAGAA
Messenger RNA from Asparagus officinalis (garden asparagus), 1022 nucleotides. RefSeq names its product aldo-keto reductase family 4 member C9-like. Gene Ontology annotation, molecular function: aldose reductase (NADPH) activity. Gene Ontology annotation, cellular component: cytosol. The transcript is spliced from 2 exons. The record is from RefSeq and is a predicted model, not a curated record. Bases 142 to 807 code for a protein of 221 amino acids. Lineage: Eukaryota; Viridiplantae; Streptophyta; Magnoliopsida; Asparagales; Asparagaceae.